Salvia splendens (bonfire salvia) is the source of this 1042-nucleotide messenger RNA. Its product is annotated as protein DCL, chloroplastic. Lineage: Eukaryota; Viridiplantae; Streptophyta; Magnoliopsida; Lamiales; Lamiaceae. The transcript is spliced from 3 exons. Gene Ontology annotation, biological process: chloroplast rRNA processing; chloroplast organization. The record is from RefSeq and is a predicted model, not a curated record. Gene Ontology annotation, cellular component: chloroplast. Bases 169 to 750 code for a protein of 193 amino acids.
CGAUUCCUCUCCCUUCUGAACACUUGUUAUCUUCUACUCUUCGACUGCAAAAUAAAAAUUUUGUACUGAAGAAAAGCAAUCGAAAAAAUGAUUGCUUUUCGCGAAUUGGAAGUGUAAUUCAGUCCAUAAACCGCAUAAAAACUGCAUCGCACUCUUAAUUGGAUUGCUAUGGCGUCUUCAAUUGCAUCUUCAAGUUCAGCUACUAUUUACUCAUUCCACAGAAAACCAAUUUCGCAAAACCUAAUUUUAUCCCCAUUUUCCAUAUCCUUCCCGCUCCACAAAGCUCAAUUGCGCGCCGUGAAGACCAGGUCGGACGGCGGCGGCGGCAGCCACUUGUUGAGGAAGCCGGUGGCGGCGGAGUAUUCGGAUGAUGAUGGGAAGCGCGGAGAUGGUGAGACGUGGGUGGAUUGGGAGGAUCAGAUUUUGGAGGACACUGUGCCUCUUGUUGGAUUUGUUAGAAUGAUUCUUCAUUCUGGAAAGUAUGAAUGUGGCAAUAAGUUGAGUCCUGAACAUGAGAGAACUAUUCUAGAGAGGGUGCUUCCUUAUCAUCCAGCAUAUGAAGACAAGAUAGGAUCUGGAGUUGAUUACAUCACGAUUGGGUACCAUCCUACUUUUGAAAGCUCGAGAUGUCUAUUCAUCGUUCGCAAGGAUGGAGAUUUGGUCGAUUUCUCAUACUGGAAAUGCAUAAAGAAAAACUACCCUUUAUACGCUGACAGCUUUAUUCUCAGACAUUUUAGGAAGCGUAGGUAGGCGCAACGACUGAAGGUAAAUUUUUUCCUUAAUCAUGUCAUAGUACUGAGCUGAAUAGUUGGAUACUGUCAAUCUGAAUAUAGCUCGGUUGGAUUAUGAAUGUUUAAAUGGAAAUAGUAGCUCUGUAUUAUCAUUAGCAGUUUAUUAAUUGGCAAUAAAAGCCAGGCAUUUUUCUGUUGUAAUUUUAGGAUGAUGUUUCUUCUAUAAUUUUGUAUUAUUUGAUUUUGUUGUAAAAUGACUGGCUACAUUUUUUGUGUUCCAUGAUAUCCAUUAGUAUUUUCUUUUUGAUUCA